AAUUCUUAAUUAUAAUUAUCCAUGGAUAGCCACUAACUACUACAGUACUGAGUUACAAAACAAUCAUUCGUGCGUUCAUUCUCGCGAUAUUCACCCAACAAACAAUUUGUCGCUACAUGUGUGAGUCGCUCCUGCGUCUCUGACUGCUUCUCGGUUUUCUGCACUGGUAUGUGUGUCAAGUAAAUUAGGCCUCGAAUACCCAGGUACUUCUGAUAACAUCCGGAUCGGAACUGUCAGGCGACUUCCACCUUCAUAAGCAACCAUCACUCACUAUCGAAGCAAGUCGUGCGCGAUCUUUGAUCAGCAAGAUUGAUCUGGCCUGCGACAAAGCACAUCAGACAUGGCUACGUCCGAAAUAUCGCAGCAGAACGCUGCUGGUGCGGAAUCGCUAACUGAUCCCCAUCAUUUAUCCACUUAUACUCAAGCCGCAUCAUAUCUCGAACCCCCCAGCAAUGCAGAGCACUCGUAUGGAAAAGGCUCUGAAACGUCUGCCGAAUAUUCUCACGGCAAGGACUCUUAUAUGACCGCCGCGGAAGAGCCUCAAGGACAAGACUCCGGUGCGACAAGUCAGGAAGACCACAACGAUGCUUCAAAGGAUGCAAAGGAUGCAAAGGAUGAGCCAGUUGUCGAAGAAAAAGAUGGUAAGCGGAUGAUCCAAGGGCGCUCCGUCGGUAAAGUGGCCAUCAUCAUGGUGGCCCUAUGUCUCGCCGUGUUCCUCGCCGCGCUCGAUGUCACGAUUGUCACCACGGCAUUGCCGACGAUAAGUGAGGAUUUUCAAUCCACCAGUGGCUACACGUGGAUUGGUAGCGCGUUCCUGUUGGCGAAUUCCGCCUCAAUCCCGUCAUGGGGCAAAAUCUCCGACAUCUUCGGUCGCAAGCCCAUGUUACUUUGCGCCAAUGUCAUCUUCUUCAUCGGCUCUCUUCUUGCGGCGGUCUCGGUGAACAUUGGCAUGCUCAUCGUUGCGCGAGCAAUCCAGGGUAUCGGUGCCGGAGGCCUGAUCAUUCUUUCCAACAUUGUCAUUGGUGAUUUGUUCCCGUUGCGCAUCCGUGGUGCAUUUUAUGGUGUCAUUGGGGCUGUUUGGGCUGUGGCCUCGUCGAUCGGUCCCAUUAUUGGAGGUGCUUUCACACAGUCUGUCACUUGGAGAUGGUGCUUCUAUAUUAACCUUCCUCUCGAUGGCCUCGCCUUUGUCAUUCUGCUAUUCUUCCUCGACAUCAAGACCCCAACCACGCCAUUCUUGGACGGCGUCAAAGCUAUUGACUGGGUCGGCUCUUUACUCAUUGUCGGCGGUACUCUAAUGUUCCUCUUCGGCCUGCAAUACGGCGGCGAGACUGCUCCGUGGGAUUCAGCGUUGGUGCUCUGUCUCAUCAUUUUCGGUAUCUUCACGUGGGUUCUCUUUGGCAUCUGGGAGUGGCGCUUUGCGAAGUAUCCGAUCAUGCCUGUCGGUCUGUUCCAGAAGGGAACCAACGCUGCUGUGCUGAGCGCUGUGUUUCUACACGGUGUUGUGUUCAUCGCAGGUUCCUACUAUCUGCCACUAUACUUCCAAGCUGUGCUGGGCGCGACACCGAUCCUCUCCGGCGUAUAUCUGCUCCCAACAGCACUGGCCCUCGCGUUCACCAGCAUCGGAACGGGUGCGUUCAUCGCUAAGACGGGACUCUUCAUCCCUCCUAUCUAUGUGGGGUUUAUCCUGAUGACGCUCGGCUAUGGUCUCUUCAUCGACCUUGACGCCCAUAGCUCAUGGGCUAAGAUUAUCCUGUAUCAGAUUGUGGCAGGCUUUGGAAUUGGCCCGCUGUUCCAAGCGCCCAUCAUCGCUCUACAGGCGCACAUCAACCCUCGCGACAUCGCCACGGCGACGGCGACUCUGGGAUUCGUGCGUCAACUCGCCACCUCGACCUCGGUCGUGAUCGGUCAAGUCGUUUUCCAGAACGAAAUGAACAAGAAGCUUCCCACCCUGAUUGCUGCUCUCGGCACUCAAUUGGCCGAGCGACUUUCCGGUGCAGCGGCAGGUGCAAAUGUCGCGCUGAUCGACAGCCUACCCGCUGCUCAGGGGACGGUGGUACGCGAGAAUUUCGCAUGGUCUCUGCAGCCCAUGUGGACCAUGUACACAGCCUUCGCUGGCGUCGGCAUAAUCUCCGUGCUGUUCAUCCGUCGCAAAGUUCUUGCGAGUGAACACGAGGAGACCAAGACGGGUCUCGAGGCGGAGAAGGAAAAUGCUGAGGCACGUAAAGCAGAGAAGGCAGCGAAAAGGGCCGCUGCUUCACCGAGGAGGUCAAAGGACGUUGAGAAAGGAAGCGAUGUGUGAGUCGUAUCGGGAGAAAGGUAUAGUAACUUAAUCGGAGCAUGGUCUGUUGAAGCCAAAUCCGCCUUUCCUUGACGGGAAGGACUUAUUUUCUGAAUCAUGUAGAUUACGAAAAUUUAAUGUGAAUAUGAUCAUGGGCUCA
Dissoconium aciculare CBS 342.82 is the source of this 2438-nucleotide messenger RNA. RefSeq names its product putative major facilitator superfamily transporter. The coding region runs from base 341 to 2299 and encodes 652 amino acids. Lineage: Eukaryota; Fungi; Ascomycota; Dothideomycetes; Mycosphaerellales; Dissoconiaceae. The transcript has 4 exons. Gene Ontology annotation, molecular function: transmembrane transporter activity. The record is from RefSeq and is a predicted model, not a curated record. Gene Ontology annotation, biological process: transmembrane transport.